UUUUUUAUUUUAUUUUUUAUUCUCUUUUCUUCCUUUUUCUUCUUUUAUUGUUGUAUAAAAAUGCUCGUUAAUAGACCAAAUAAUGUUAUUGCUAAUCAGCGUUAUUUUCAAGCACCAUCUCAAACACCACUUUGGAUUAAAGGAAAAAGAGAUAAAUUGUUUGUUACAAUUAUCUUUGCUGGACUCGGUGUAGGUGUAGUAGGCGCUAUUAUUGGAACUGGAAAGUAAGAAGUGAAUUCUACUCUACUAAAUAUAUAACAUGAUAAACUGAUUUAUAUCUAUUAUAUUAUAUAGAAUGAUAAUUGGAAAGAAGGAUUAAAGCCAUCGUCUAUUUAUUCUUCAGAACAGUUGGAAAGGGAAACAACUCAAUAUUAUAUAAUAAAAUAGUAUAAUAAAACAAAGUAUUUAUAAUCUUUGUUAUUCAGAAAACAUCA
Cokeromyces recurvatus is the source of this 434-nucleotide messenger RNA. RefSeq lists its product as uncharacterized. The transcript has a single exon. Bases 61 to 228 code for a protein of 55 amino acids. The record is from RefSeq and is a predicted model, not a curated record. NCBI's taxonomy places the organism in Eukaryota, Fungi, Mucoromycota, Mucoromycetes, Mucorales, Mucoraceae.